Messenger RNA from Necator americanus (New World hookworm), 492 nucleotides. RefSeq lists its product as uncharacterized. Bases 1 to 492 code for a protein of 163 amino acids. The transcript has 5 exons. NCBI's taxonomy places the organism in Eukaryota, Metazoa, Nematoda, Chromadorea, Rhabditida, Ancylostomatidae. The record is from RefSeq and is a predicted model, not a curated record.
AUGAAAAACGACUAUACAGACCUGGUGGAGCAAUUUGGCUCAACGUCGUCAGGAUACGCCUUUGUGCGACAUUUGUUGUACGACUGCGGGAUUACAGAAGAUGCGAACUCUGGGUUGAAGCUCAUGAUCAUUACGAUAUUCUCUAUGGCUUUUAUAAUCUAUGCUAGUGCUCAUUCACCAACAGCUAUAAUUAUUCCGGCACAUCAAUUUGUUGCACCUCGAUACAUUGCAGUAGGUGGUGAUUUCUACAAUCCUCUUGUACAUCCAACAUCUGCAGAUGUCUGGCCACAUGUGCAUACUCCAACAGAACUCAUCUACGAACAUCGUGAGAUUGCGGAUUUUCUUGGAAUUCCAGCCUUCUACUGGGUAGCAUUAUUUUUUCUGGUGGUUGCUGUACUCGUCGGUGGACUUCUGUUUCUCAUUUUAUUCAUUGUAAGACGACAACAGGAAAGGAGAUUCGAACGAAAUCAACGAGCUUGUUCAAAUUUGUAA